Molecule: messenger RNA, 3078 nt
Organism: Bolinopsis microptera
Lineage: Eukaryota; Metazoa; Ctenophora; Tentaculata; Lobata; Bolinopsidae
Product: C2 domain-containing protein 5-like
Exons: 20
Coding region: 3-2714 (903 amino acids)
Biological process (GO): protein localization to plasma membrane; positive regulation of protein targeting to membrane; positive regulation of vesicle fusion
Cellular component (GO): plasma membrane
Molecular function (GO): calcium-dependent phospholipid binding; calcium ion binding
Source: RefSeq, a predicted model, not a curated record
GCAUGCCGGGUAUAGUGAAGGUGAGGAUCCUAGAGGGGAGAGAUCUCCCUAUCAUGGACCGUGCUAGCGAGCUUACUGACGCGUAUGUCGAUGUCAAGUUCCACGAGAGAACCAUCUUCAGAACUCAAGUGUGCUCCAAAACACUUUGUCCUAAGUGGAACUCAGAUUGGUUCACGUUUGAAGUGGAUGAUGAACAAAUCCAAGAAGACUUGCUGCAGAUAAAGGUGUUCGAUAAAGAUACGGUCACAGCUAAUGACCCCAUCGGUAAGGUUCACGUGUCGCUGGUGCCCCUGACAUCACCUGGUAACCCUAACUACCUGACGGGCUGGUUCCCUAUAUUUGACACGCUGCACGGUAUACGGGGGGAGAUUAAGAUUAUAGUCAAGGUAAAGUACAUAUCAGAUACGAAACAAAGUUCCUGUGGCGUGAAGUUCUUUUAUAGCAAAACUGUUCCCUCCAUUUAUCAUCUAGUUGAGGUUAAGAGUUUUGUGGAGGAGCUAGUAAUAGAGGAUGAUCCUGAGUACAAGUGGAUUGACAAGAUCAGGACUACUCGAGCUAGCAACGAGGCCAGGCAGCUCCUCUUCCUAAGACUAGCAUCCAGUCUUCAGAGAAAGAUUGGGAGCAAAGUAUUGGACUUGGGAGGGAACGCUGUGAUUGGCUACAGACAGUGCCUUGAUUUGGAAGGAUCUUUUGGUGUGGUUGUCAGGGCUAUUGGAACGUGUGUGACCAUUAAAGAGAACAGGAUGCCACCCUGUAGCCCCACAACCCCUGGUCCUGACUACAGGGCCUACCCCGCUGACUCUUACCCUAUAACUCCCGAAUACGACUCUCCUCACAAGGUUCUGCCCCUACUGUUGAAGCAGAGUUCUGUCUCCAAGAGUUCUGUCACCAAAAAGCACAGCUGUACGAGUGACUCUCUUUCCGAUACGGGUAUGUCAUUUCCAGACGCGACGAGUCCGGUGCAAUUUAACCUUCCCAUCAUCCAACCGAAGAUGGCAUCCAACUACGCUGAUUUUCCAUUUUAUACUAUGGGUUCAUUUCCCCCUGGGUUUGUGACUAAUAUAGGUGGCCUGGUGUCGUCCCGUUCAGUGCGACUUCUCGACAAGUUAGAGACCAUGUCUGAGGAGAGUGAUACGAGAGAUAAGCUGUGGUUAGAACUGAGGAAGGAAGUUAGGACUCACAUGAAAACCUUGGGCUGUACCGCUGUUAUCGGUUACAGCGAACAAAGUACGAUAUGUGAUAAGCUGUGCGUGUUAUCAGCCAUAGGAACUGCAGUUAUUCUCAACCCUUCUCCUAGUCUGGCUGACGAGUUCAUUGCUUGUAAGCCGUGUCAUAUCCCAUACAAUGUCCAGUCUUCUCCCUUUAACAUUACUCCUCACAACUGUUCAGUGUGUGGUUCAGGCAAAGUGCCAGAUAUUCUCCUCACAACUAUUGAUAUUCUUCCUAAUACUCCUGUUAAUGGGAAUGGCUGCUUCAUUCAGGUACAAGCGUUUCGGACGAAAAAGAAACAAACUGGGGAGAACAGCGCGCGUGAUAUCGGACAACAACUUCCAUUCCUUGAGUACGAGAUUCAUCAGCAGCUGUCUCACAAGCUAAAAAUAAAGGGAAUGAACGCUGUUGUCGGCAUCAGAUAUGAACUAUGUGUGGGAGAAACUGCAAUCCUGUACAUAGCAUCAGGUACAGCUGUUUACCUGUCUGCAUUACCUCCCGCCUCCCCACUCAGAGUUAGAUGUGAUACUGCUGAAUCUACUCAGUCUCCUGACCAGGUAGACAAGUUACAGGAAGCUAUCCAGGCAGCUUACGAGAAGAAUGUCACGUGCUACAACAUCUCCCGGAGUGAGUCUAUAUCCGGACCUGCUCCGGAUCUCAACCUCUCUGUUACCAAUAAGAUAUUUAACCAGGAUGUAAUAGUAGUGGAUAUAGAAGAUCCCAAGGAUGAAAAGAAGAUAGAGAACUCUCUUAAAUCUCUCUUUCUUGAUCACAUGUUCACCUCCAGUUCAAGUACAGUUCCAGGGGUGAAUGGAGACAUGAUUCCUUGUGAAGCUGCCCACAUCAUGACUCAGAUAUGUAGAAUAGACACUCCCGGCUUGGAAACAGCGGAUCUAGAUAAGAUUAUCAACAAGAACAUGCAACUUCUCUGUUUCAAGCUGCGGAAGUACAAAUCUUGCUUCCUCAGCAAUAUCAGGUUUAACGUGCACAUGCCUGAUGAUGACGAACUAGUGAUCCUGAUAUCUGCUAUCGGAACUAUUUCACUUCCUGUUUCACCUGUUGUACGAGCAGUCGACACUAAACGCCGCUUUCACAGGUUCCUAAGUUCGGCUAGCAAUGAAAUAAGAUUCUGUGAAGAGGAACUUAAUUCGAGUUUAGAAAGUUCCGGAUCUCUCAAUAACACUGCAGUACAGCUCACUCCAGCUGAUCACAUUCCAGGUGCCACGGUUCAACACUGUUUCGGUCACCUCAGCGUGUUCCUGAUCCGCGAGAGUGCUGAUGUUCGGGACCUUAGCUCCUUCACCAAGAACUUCAUCAUGGAGGCCCAGGCUAUCAUGCGCGCGCACGUGGCCUCACUCGGCGGGAAUGUACUUUUUGAGUUUAGAAUCAGUGAGCUGGUACUGAUUGACGGUCCUCAGAAAUUCCAGGCACAGAUUCUUCUGAGUAUAUCUGGAGAUGCUGCUCAUGUUAUUUAUGAGAAUAGACCUUCUUCAAGUUCUGGAUGAUUUGAUUGGUCAGGCUCAUUAGUCAUUGAUGAGAACUUCAUUUGUAGCGAAUAACCCCCUAUAUUAUUGUAUCUGACAAUACGGGGGCACCAAAUCAAUUACAUACUAUGAGUCAUGGCCUAUAUCCUAGAAAAAUAUUGUUUUGGUUUGUCAAAACAAGCGCAGAUAAUGAGAUUAAGUCAAUAAUGGAAGUCUAGUUAUGAUUAUGUAUUUGAUCGUAAUUGAUUAUGAUUUCAUUCCUGAUAAUUGUAAUUAUACAAAAAUCAAGAGUACGCAUUGUAAAUAAUUUCGUAACUUUAUAGUAAUUUAUUAUUAGAUAUUACUUAUUUACGUGUGAAGCUAUAUUACUUGUCAGCUAUUUUGA